Messenger RNA from Solenopsis invicta (red fire ant), 1560 nucleotides. It is a transcript of the gene Ahcy, whose product is annotated as adenosylhomocysteinase. Gene Ontology annotation, cellular component: cytosol. The coding region runs from base 128 to 1426 and encodes 432 amino acids. Gene Ontology annotation, biological process: L-methionine cycle. NCBI's taxonomy places the organism in Eukaryota, Metazoa, Arthropoda, Insecta, Hymenoptera, Formicidae. The record is from RefSeq and is a predicted model, not a curated record. The transcript is spliced from 6 exons. Gene Ontology annotation, molecular function: adenosylhomocysteinase activity.
AUCACGUGAUAUCACGGUAUAUGUAUCUGGGGUUGUACAGGUUAUCCGAUUGCAUCGAACGAUCGCUCUCCCGGCAGUCCCGGCUCUCCCAUUUGCUUUCUACGCACCGACCCGAACGCAACGCACCAUGUCCGGCAAACCUCCGUACAAAGUCGCUGAUCUCUCCUUGGCGGAAUGGGGUCGCAAGGAGAUCACCCUGGCGGAGAAUGAGAUGCCAGGGCUUAUGUCAAUUAGAAAAAAAUAUGGACCGUCCAAAAUAUUGAAGGGCGCACGGAUCGCCGGCUGUCUUCACAUGACCGUACAAACUGCAGUACUGAUCGAAACUCUAGUAGAACUUGGUGCAGAGGUGCAAUGGUCGUCCUGCAACAUAUUCAGCACGCAGGACCACGCGGCGGCAGCGAUAGCGAAAACUGAAGUCCCAGUGUACGCAUGGAAAGGCGAAACAGAGGAGGAGUACAUCUGGUGCAUUGAGCAGACCCUCGUGUUUCGGGACGGCAAGCCAUUCAACCUGAUCCUCGAUGACGGCGGCGACCUGACCAAUCUCGUGCAUACUAAAUAUCCACAGUAUCUCAAGGAAUGUCGCGGACUAUCUGAGGAGACCACCACCGGAGUGCACAAUCUCUACCGCAUGCUAAAGGAGGGUACGCUCAAAGUUCCGGCGAUUAACGUCAAUGAUUCCGUCACAAAGAGUAAAUUCGACAAUUUGUACGGAUGCAGGGAAUCAUUGAUAGAUGGUAUCAAGAGAGCGACUGAUAUCAUGAUCGCCGGUAAGGUGUGCGUGGUGGCCGGAUAUGGAGACGUAGGUAAGGGAUCCGCGCAAAGUCUCAGAGCUCUUGGAGGUCGCGUUAUCAUCACAGAGAUCGACCCCAUCAAUGCGCUUCAAGCGGCCAUGGAAGGAUACGAGGUAACAACGAUGGAAGAAGCGAGCACAAAGGGUCAGAUAUAUGUGACUACUACGGGAUGCAAGAACAUCAUUGUGGACCGGCACUUCAUGAAUAUGCCGAACGAUGCUAUCGUUUGCAACAUAGGACACUUUGAUUGUGAGAUAGAUGUCGCGUGGCUGGAAAAGAACGCCGAGAAGACCAAUAUAAAGCCCCAAGUAGAUAGAUACCGAUUAUCGAACGGCAGGCAUAUUAUUCUUCUCGCGGAGGGUCGUUUGGUGAAUUUGGGUUGCGCAAUGGGUCACCCGAGUUUCGUCAUGAGCAAUUCCUUUACGAAUCAAGUGCUCGCACAAAUCGAACUCUGGACACAAUCAGACAAGUAUUCGAUUGGCGUACAUAUGCUGCCUAAGAAGCUGGACGAAGAAGUCGCAGCGUUACACUUGAAUCACUUAGGUGUAAAAUUGACGACUCUCACGUCAGAACAGGCCAAAUAUUUGGACAUACCUGUGGAAGGACCUUACAAACCCGAUCAUUAUCGAUACUAGUCGUUACAACUUGAUCGUGAAAAUUUGCAAUACUUAACAUCACAGUUAUUGUUCUUACUGUAAUUACGAAAUUGUAAUUAUGUAAUUUUAUAUAACAUUUGAUUGAUGAAACAUUAAAAAUGUUCUCUUUUAUA